Messenger RNA from Prunus dulcis (almond), 1558 nucleotides. RefSeq lists its product as uncharacterized. The record is from RefSeq and is a predicted model, not a curated record. The transcript has a single exon. Lineage: Eukaryota; Viridiplantae; Streptophyta; Magnoliopsida; Rosales; Rosaceae. Bases 240 to 1109 code for a protein of 289 amino acids.
UUAGAGACUAAUAAAUAGGCAAAAAAGCCAGAUACAUAACAAAUACAAGUAACUCCCCGACUCCACCAAUUCUCCAAAACGCGGCUUUUACACCCAAAAAUAAAAUAAAAGUUCAAAAUUAAAGAUAAUUCAUAUUUUUUUAAAAAAAAUAAUUUAAUAAGCAAAUAAGCAAAACCCGCAAAGAACCACGCACGAUCCACGGCUUCUCCGCUUAUUCCAGCUACCUUCCCAGACCGCAAAUGCCGCUACCACUCAACCCUCAACCUAUAAAUACCUCACUACCCGCUACCCCUCUCCAUCAACCGAAAUUCAAAAUCCUGUUUGUUUGUUUCCCGAGAAAAACCAAAAGAAGUGAAAAGAAAAUUGCACUCCAAUUCAAUUCAAUGUCGAACCAGGGAUAUCGAUCUCAAUCUCCGACGAGCACUCUCCACCACAAGCGCCAAUCCAGGUCGAUUUGCCUCCCGGCCUGCUUCUCCAGCAUGAGCAAUCACCCCUUCGACGUUCUCCAGAGCGAGGGCGACUACUGCAACAACUGCAGCAGGUCUCGGUCGCCGUUGCCGGAGAUCAAAGAUCGGUGCUUGAACCUCAUCUCCAGGAUCAGUGGCGGCGCAAGGCCCGGAAGAGGGCGGCGCUGCCACGGCUCCGCCGACUUCAGUUACGAUCCCUCCAGCUACGCCCUCAACUUCGAAGAUGACACCAGCCGCGCCGACGAUCAGCUCCCCUUCUCCGCUCGGCUCUCGGCCUCGUCCAUCCCUACGACGUCGCACGAGAAAAAGACCAGCCCCAACCAGCUCGACGAAAUUCUGGAGAACCAGGAGUGCUUUGUCGCGAAGGCGGAGAGCAAGGGGACGACGAGCCAAGCAAACGGCGUCGCUUCAAGGAGGCGUGGGAGGAGCCGGCACUCGUCGACUUCGGUCGACUUCAGCUACGAGCCGUCGAGCUACGCGAUGAAUUUCGAGGACGAUGUGAACCGAGACGACGAGCUUAUCUCUCACAGGAGGUUCGGCGGACUGCUGGCCCAGCCAUCGCCGUCGAAGAUGGCGGCGGCGGCGGCUCCUCCGCCUGCCAAGCGUUCGACUUUGCGUCCGGAGAUUGCUGCGUUUAGCUGAAGCUCAAAUGCGGUUGCUUUGUAUUUAUAUGCUCAUAUGAUCAGGCCAGUGUGUCAUCGUCAUCAUGUGCUUGGACUCCGCAAACGGGAUUGUGAAAAUAUUUUUACUUUUGAGCUUCCAGAAAGGGAAAGAGACCAAAAAAAUGGGGAAAGGGACUGUCGUGGCAGAUGCUUAUUGGUCCGGCCGAUGGAAACAAAUGUUGCCCCACAUUGCCCAAGGCAAGCACAAGCAAGCCAGUGAAGGAAAUAUAUUAUAAAGCCCAUUUCUCUUCAAUUUUAUAAUCUGUGCUGAUGAGGCCAUGAACUCGUCCUGUAAACUUUUAUAUUAUAUUUAUUUUAUUCUUUAGUUAAAUAAAUUUGAGAAAACUAUAAAGAAACCAUUUUUAGCUAUACAAUCAUAGAAAAAACUACAUGAAAUUGACUUUAUAAACACACCAUAUCCUACAUGAA